CGGAAAUUCAAAUAGGAAAUUUAAGAAAAAGUAGACUGACGGAGAGCUCUGUUUACGGUUACUACUGUAGUGUGAUAGGUUAUAGUUUUUCAAACGAUCUUUUGUGGAGGACGUCACGUUAACAAAAUUAUGUCACGAAAAAAACACAAUGUAUCAUAUAUCAAACCAAAUGAACCAAAAUUUCUACGAGAACUGAAGGAACAAAUUGGAUAUAAAGAAGGUCCUACUGUUGACACGAAAAGAGAAGUCCUACCAAAAGUAUCCGAUGAUGAAAAGGAAGAGUUGGCUGAUGAGCAACCUGUUGUUGUUGUGUUAAAUUCUGGUGAUUUGACAGCGGAAGAAGCAGAUGCUUUUAAAAAACAGAAAGAAAAAGAAGAAAAUAAUGCCCCAGCUGAUCUAUCUAAGAAGGUCAUAUUUCGCAGGACAAAAGGAGCAGAAACAGAUUCUGAUACAAUUGCCACAGAUAAACCUGUGAAAAAGAAAGCGAAAAGAGAAAAGCAAAAAAUCGUCCUGUCCUUCGAUGCUAAUGACAAUGAUGAGGAACGAUGAUGGAUGGUGUUGAAU
Trachymyrmex cornetzi is the source of this 564-nucleotide messenger RNA. RefSeq lists its product as uncharacterized. NCBI's taxonomy places the organism in Eukaryota, Metazoa, Arthropoda, Insecta, Hymenoptera, Formicidae. The record is from RefSeq and is a predicted model, not a curated record. The transcript has 3 exons. Bases 130 to 549 code for a protein of 139 amino acids.